Syzygium oleosum is the source of this 1238-nucleotide messenger RNA. RefSeq names its product calmodulin-like protein 3. The record is from RefSeq and is a predicted model, not a curated record. Bases 210 to 845 code for a protein of 211 amino acids. Gene Ontology annotation, molecular function: calcium ion binding. The transcript has a single exon. Lineage: Eukaryota; Viridiplantae; Streptophyta; Magnoliopsida; Myrtales; Myrtaceae.
AAACUUUUCUAAUAAACACUCUCACCUCCCUCCACCACUUUCUAUUUGAAGAACUUCACACACAAGUUUUUUCUGUGUCUCCCCAAGAAUUUCUCAUCACUCCCCAAACACUCACCACACAAUUCCCAUCACCCCAAAACAAACCAACCAAACCAAAGAAGGCAAGCACAGGCUCUCUUCCUCUCUCUCUCUCUCUUUCUCUUAUAGCAAUGCCAACCAUAAUCACAAGGAUUUUCCUCCUUUACAACCUCCUCCACACUUGGUUCCACUAUUUGGUCCCCAAGAAGCUGAGGGUCUGCCUCCCUCCUUCUUGGUCCCCUCUCCUCGUCGACCCGACACCGCCGCCGGCCCCGCCGCCGUUGCCGCGCUCCCUCUCGUUGCAGAAGGCCCGGAUGGACGCCGCGGAGCUCAGGCGCGUCUUCCAGAUGUUCGACCGCAACGGGGACGGGCGGAUCACACAGAAGGAGCUCAGCGACUCGCUCGAGAACCUCGGGAUAUACAUCCCCGACAAGGAGCUCGCGGAGAUGAUCGAGAAGAUCGACGUCAACGGCGACGGCUGCGUGGACAUCGACGAGUUCGGCGCGCUGUACCGGUCCAUAAUGGAGGAGCGCGACGAGGAGGAGGACAUGAGGGAGGCCUUCAAUGUGUUUGAUCAGAACGGGGACGGGUUCAUCACGGUGGAUGAGCUGAGGUCGGUGCUGGCCUCUCUGGGGUUGAAGCAAGGGAGGACAUUGGAGGAUUGCAAGAGGAUGAUCAUGAAGGUGGAUGUGGAUGGUGAUGGGAUGGUCAACUUCAAGGAGUUCAAGCAAAUGAUGAAAGGGGGUGGCUUUAGUGCUUUGAGUUGACCCACGUCAUGUUCUUUUUCUUCUUCUUUUAUCGUUCUCUCUUUUCUUCUUUAAAUUUUCAUUAAGUUGUAUAUAUUUUUCAUGGUGGUGGAUGUGUGAGGGAGGGGAAAGAAAAGGAGGGAGAGAUCGAAAGGAUUGGGGUUGCUCGUGUCAUUUGUUUUCAUCGCACAUUGCGAGAGGGUUCCGGAGUCUCCGUCGCCACUAAUCACAUGGAUCAAGUAAUUCGAGGUGCAAUGCACGAUAGAUCUCUCAUGUGGUUGAUACGAAUGGAUCGAGUGGAUGGAGAUCUAAUCAAGUGGCGCACGAUGGAGAUGCGGCAAAGUCGAGCACACGGAAGGAAAGGAUUCGAGAUUCAUGUGAUUGUGAGUAUAAAUCUUUUGCAAGUGGGUUUAU